UUAGAGCUACCGACGGGGAAAACAUACAAUAAAACGAUGUAACCACUUAGGGUAAUCAUAUUUCUUUGCUUCUGUUGGUGUUACCGGCUCUAGAACAAAAACACUUUGAAAGAAGGAAUUCAAAACAUCAGCUGUCAGCCAGCUUCAUUGUGUAAGGUCUUGCAAUGGAUUUCCUGCAUAAAUAGUGAUGAAUUUGGACCAAAAGUGGAUGAACAAAUAAAGUUUAAUUCUUCUAUGCUAAUUGAUUUGUACAAACAUUUCAAAAAAUAGAUUAUCUAAUCACUCUUUAUGAGUGCAUAAUUAUUUUUAAAAUAUGAAGCGAAGGAAAAUUACGUUACAUCUAGAUAGGUAACAGAAGUUGUUGAGGUUGCUUAAAAAAAUUACAUUGAUAUUUUUGGCUGGAAAUAACCAUGGCUUCAUUUUGUUUGUACUAUGUUGUGGUUCUUUUAACUUUGUGGACUCGUACAGUGUCGGUGAAUUUGGACAAUAGCACCAGCCCUAAUGCGUCAAUCAACCUCCUCCAUCAUUUGAUACCUUGUCUUGAUAAUGCCACCUAUACCUUGUCAGAUGAAGUUGUACCGGAAAUUAAACUAGAAUUUUCAUCAGAGCAUGUAGAACACGAAUAUAUUGUGAUAUUUGAUAACUACUACUCAUCCCAAAGUCGAUAUAAUUACAUAGAAGCAGCAAUUAAUAAGUGUAAGGUGUUAAAGUGGAGUAUAGUGAAAAGGGACAACCCAGCAAGUCACUAUCCAAGUGACUUUGAAGUGUUGAAGUUGACUAAUUUUGAGAACAAAUCGUGGCUAGAUUUAUUACUGGAUCAUCCUGCUGUGAAACAUGUUGCUCCACAACGUAAAGUUACAAGAACAUUGAAGACAGUACAUGAAACAGAAGAUUUGACAGAAGAUGUAGAACCAAUAAAGGGAAAGCCUUGUCAGAAAGAAUGCUGGUCUCAAAACUGGCGUUCAUCUCGGCCUCUGAAAAGAACGAGUCUAGCUUUAAGCAGUGGAUUUUGGCAUGCUACUGGUAGGCAUUCAAGUCGCCGACUGUUGAGGGCGCUCCCAAGACAGAUCACCGGAGCUUUACAAGCUGAUGUAUUAUGGAAUCUUGGCUAUUCAGGUAAAGGUGUAAAGGUAGCUGUGUUUGAUACUGGACUGGCAGAAAAUCAUCCGCAUUUUAAGAAAGUAAAAGAGCGGACAAACUGGACCAAUGAAAAGACAUUGAAUGAUGGUCUAGGCCACGGUACCUUCGUCGCUGGUGUAAUUAGCAGUACUAAGGAGUGCAUGGGUUUUGCUCCUGAUGCAGAUCUGUAUAUUUUUAGAGUCUUCACAAAUAAUCAGGUUUCCUAUACAUCCUGGUUUCUAGAUGCUUUCAAUUAUGCUAUUCUCAAGAAAAUUAAUGUUUUAAACCUAAGCAUUGGAGGCCCUGACUUCAUGGAUCAUCCAUUUGUAGACAAGGUAUGGGAGCUUACAGCCAACAAUGUGAUAAUGGUAUCUGCCAUUGGCAAUGACGGACCAUUGUAUGGGACCCUCAAUAACCCAGCUGACCAGAUGGAUGUGAUUGGUGUUGGUGGCAUCAACUUUGAAGAUAGCAUAGCUAAAUUCUCCUCAAGAGGCAUGACAACAUGGGAACUACCUGGUGGAUAUGGCCGUGUGAAACCUGACAUUGUAACCUACGGUUCUGCAGUCCGUGGUUCGGGCCUAAAAGGUGGUUGUCGUACGUUAUCAGGGACAUCCGUGGCAUCACCAGUUGUUGCGGGUGCUGUAACAUUGCUUGCGAGUGCUGUUAUUGAGAAGGGAAAUGUUUUGAACCCAGCCAGUAUGAAACAGGCCCUGAUGGCUUCUGCACGUCGUCUCCCUGCCGCAAAUAUCUUUGAACAAGGCAUGGGCAAGCUGGAUCUUGUACGAGCUCAUCAAAUACUGAGCAAUUAUAAACCACAAGCAAGUUUGAGUCCCAGCUACAUAGAUUUCACUGAAUGUCCAUAUAUGUGGCCAUACUGCUCGCAGCCUAUCUACCAUGGAGGUAUGCCAGCUGUUGUUAAUGUAACUAUUUUGAACGGCAUGGGAGUUUCAGGUCGAAUCAUUGAUAAGCCUGUAUGGCAUCCAUACACUCCACAAAAUGGGAACUUUAUUGAGGUUGCUAUUUCAUAUUCACCGCUACUAUGGCCAUGGUCCGGUUAUCUUGCUGUGUCUGUGACAGUAUCAAAGGACGCUGCUGGGUGGGGCGGCAUUGCCCAAGGCAGGAUAACCCUCACAGUAGAGUCCCCACCACAGAAUGGGGAAGACACUCCCAGGCAGUCUCAUCUGAAACUACCCAUUAAAGUGAAGAUCAUACCGACACCUCCACGUAGCCGUCGAAUCCUUUGGGAUCAGUAUCACAAUCUACGCUAUCCUCCAGGAUAUUUUCCUCGGGAUAAUCUACGGAUGAAAAAUGAUCCACUUGAUUGGAAUGGAGAUCAUAUUCACACUAAUUUCAAAGAUAUGUACUUACACUUAUGUAAUUCCGGUUUCUUCGUUGAGGUCCUUGGCAAACCUUUUACCUGUUUUGAUGCUAAGCAAUAUGCACAUUUUGCAUCAGGCACCGCUAUAGCAAAGUUUCCAAGCGGUGGCCUUAUCAUUGGCCGAUCAUUGAAGAAUCAGGGACAUGAAGUUUUAACAGGGGAAACCAAGACACAGGAUGAUGUUCCUAUUCUGGGUCUGUACCGACAGAGCCCAGCCUCAGGCCAUGUCGUCCUCUAUGGCGACUCUAAUUGUAUUGAUAGCAGUCAUUUGCAAAAAGAAUGUUUUUGGUUACUGGAAAUGUUACUGCAGUACACAUCUUUUGGCAAUUUACCAAUCGACCUCAGUGAAGAGCCAGUCAUAAGCCUUCCCCCUAUAGAUCAGUUACCAGAACGCAUGGACAGCAAUCACUUGCAUCGCUAUUCUAAGGUGUUAGAUAGCCACCUUGGAGAGCCUAAGCCUAGGCCACUUCCUGCUUGCCCUCACUUGGCCUGGGCUAAAGCAGAACCAUUGAACAUAUCUGCACCAAGCAAUCUGUUCCAACAUCAGAAAUUACUGUCUGUUGUGGAUGUAGGACCAAUGGUUCUCAAGCGACCUGAGGUUCUGCCACAUAGGGGCGCUGCUCAAGGUGUUGAUGACUGGGACCUCCCUCCGGGGAUGAAUCAUUCAAAUCAACUGGACAAUUCAAAUGCAUAUCCUUUAAUCGCAUUUUUCAGUACAGUGCUUGUACUUGUAUUCUUUUUUGUUCAUGUACACAAGAGGAAAACGAGACCAAAGCGACGGAAAGGGCCACGCCUUAAACGAUUUACAAGGUUACAGGAACGAUUUCAUGGGAAAGUUCCAAGCGUUUGAGAGAAAACUUUCCCAUCUAGAGCUUUUUUUUUUACUUAUUGACUUGUGAAAAUAUAUUAUAUCUGUUGUAUAAGGGUAAAUUCUCAUUUGUAAGUUUAGAGUAAGAUUUUAUACACCAAAUUUUGUGCUAGUAAGAAUGAAUUGGAAAUAGUUAAUAAAAGCUUAUUGCAUUGUGGGAUAUUUAACAUGUAUUUUGUAGAAUUCUUCAUGGAUUUUGGGAUGUCCAUAUAGUGUGGGGUAUUCAUUGUACGGUGUGUACUCUAAGCUAGACAUAUUUUGGGUAAAUUUUAGGAGAUAAAUAAUUUGGAAUGGUAUUGGUCAAUUCCAAAUCCUCUACAGAAAUAUUGCCCUUAGAAUAAGGGAUGUUGGAUACUGUGUGUGAGGGAUUCUAUAUCUAUCACCAGGAAAAAAUACUUUUUUAUUACCUCCAUUUACUAAUAAUCAAGUGCUGUAAGAAAAUAAAACUGUAUUUAAAAAAUUCAUAUUAGAUAUGAAACAUACAUUUUAAUUUAUUUGUUACUUUAGUAGCAAAUCACUAUUUUAAGCUGAUCAUUUUAAUUUGUGAAUUGUGUUCUUUAUAUGACUGAUUUGGUUUGUGUUUAAAUGCUGCAGGUUAUCAGUGUAUGAAAACUAAGAGUUAAGUGUGAAUAAUUUGACUAUUAUGAAGUUCAGGUUAAAGAUGGACCAACUUAAUAACAAAAUAUUAUUUUUAAUUGAAUUUGAUUGUGCUUAAAUUCUUAACAUUUGAAACCUGCCUCUUUUCAUUGAUGAGAAUUUUAUGUUUAAGGAUGUCCAAACAAAUAUACUGAAAAUGUGAGGAUACAACAGAUUAGUUCCAAAGAUCUCUCCAUACUGUUAGUAUUGACAAAUGCCUGCGAUUUGCCUAAAUAUAGGUGUCAUAUGACAUCAUACCCAUAUAUGGAUAUUAUAUGACAUCAUGUCCAUAUAUGGGAGUGAAUCACAUAUAUUUGUCAGAGAACUUCAGAGUGAAGACAACAGUAGCCAUGUUAUUCUGACUCAUGACAAAUAGAGGAUCAGCACUCACUUGAAUCAGUGCUAUUUAUUGUUUAACUUGUUAACUAUUAUUAUUAUUAUUAUUAUUAUUAUUCAUUAUUA
Anneissia japonica is the source of this 4463-nucleotide messenger RNA. Its product is annotated as membrane-bound transcription factor site-1 protease-like. Gene Ontology annotation, molecular function: serine-type endopeptidase activity. Lineage: Eukaryota; Metazoa; Echinodermata; Crinoidea; Comatulida; Comatulidae. Gene Ontology annotation, biological process: proteolysis. Gene Ontology annotation, cellular component: Golgi apparatus. The record is from RefSeq and is a predicted model, not a curated record.